Ipomoea nil (Japanese morning glory) is the source of this 2766-nucleotide messenger RNA. RefSeq lists its product as uncharacterized. Lineage: Eukaryota; Viridiplantae; Streptophyta; Magnoliopsida; Solanales; Convolvulaceae. The record is from RefSeq and is a predicted model, not a curated record. The transcript has 4 exons. Gene Ontology annotation, molecular function: nucleic acid binding; RNA-DNA hybrid ribonuclease activity. Bases 1 to 2766 code for a protein of 921 amino acids.
AUGGACAUCAACGGGACCACCGUCCGGAGAGUAUUUGUAGACACUGGCAGCAGUGCCAAUGUCAUGUACCUCGAGACAUUUAACAAACUGGGACUAUCCAAAGAACAACUACACCUGGUGCGGACACCACUUGCUGGGUUCACCAGAGAUAGCAUAGAGGCUGAGGGGUGUCUCACCUUGCCCGUGGAAAUAGGAGAAUACCCAAGGGUCCGAUCCCUAGACAUGGAGUUCGUGGUUGUUAACAUCAAUUCCGCGCACAACGUAAUCCUAGGACGUCCGGGUUUAGAGGAUCUGGGGGCUGUGGUGUCGCUCGAGCAUCUGUGUUUAAAAUUCCGAACACCCGAAGGAGUGGGGAUCGCUAAAUGCGAUCGCCAUGUGGCCCGGUCAUGCUACCUCCUCUCUUGCCAGCAGAUUGGGAGACGCGACCUACAGGUCCAAGCUAUCACCGAGAAAACCAAAGGAGAGGAGACUAAGGAAAGGCCGGAACCCGUAGCUGAUUUAGAAGAAGUAGCUUUGGAGGACUCCAGACCAGAUAGAACGAUCAAGAUAGGCAAAGGGCUAACAGAAGAGAUCUGCCUGAGCAUCUUACAAACACUGAAAGAGUACAAAGUCCUAUUCGCUUGGGGACCCGAAGACAUGCCCGGAAUUGACCGGGAAGUCACCUAUCCCGCUUGGGUGGCUAACGUUGUGUUAGUACCCAAGCCCCCAGCAUGGAGAAUGUGUGCUGAUUAUACUGAUCUCAACAAGGCAUGUCCUAAGGACCCCUUGCCCUUACCACGAAUAGACCAACUGGUAGACCAAACCGCCGGUUACGCACUACUUAGUUUCAUGGACGCCCUUCGGGGCUACCACCAAAUAUUUAUGGAAGAACAGGACGAAGACAAAACGGCGUUCCUAACACCUGAUGGAGUCUAUUGCUAUAAGGUGAUGCCGUUCGACCUGAAAAAUGCGGGAGCAACAUUUACAAGGAUGGUCUCCAAAAUAUUUCACAGCUUGCUUGGGAAAAGCAUGGAAGCCUAUGUCGACGACCUGCUGGUAAAAAGCAAAGAAGCCCCCGAACACUCUCGGGACCUUAGAGCAUGCUUCCAACUCAUGGAAAGAUACAAACUGAGAUUGAAUCAAAAGAAAUGCGCAUUCGCUGUCCGUGGGGGAAAAUUCCUAGGAUACAUGGUCACACAGAGAGGGAUAGAACCAAACCCCGAGAAAAUAAAAGCCAUACUUGAUAUGCAACCGCCCACCAACCUACUGGAAAUCCAAAAACUGACGGGACGACUGGCAGCCCUUAGCCGUUUUCUCUCCAAAUCGGCAGAGCGUUCUCUACCAUUCUUCGAAGUGAUCAAAAGAAGAGAGGGGUUCAAAUGGACCCCUGAAUGUCAAGCAUCGUUCGAGGAGUUAAAGAAAUAUCUGUUAUCCCCACCCCUACUAGCCAAACCCAAAGGAGGUGAAACCUUAUACCUUUACAUGGCGGUAUCGGAGCAGGCAGUGAGCUCCGUUUUGGUGCGGGAAGAAGAGAAGCUACAGCAUCCAAUAUAUUAUAUCAGCAAAUUACUAAGAGGGGCAGAAACCCGAUAUACACCCUUGGAGAAGAUGGUCUACUCCCUGAUCACCACAGUACGGAAGUUAGUCCCAUACUUCCAAGCCCACCCCGUAGAGGUGCUCACAGACCAACCACUCGCCGGCAUCCUGAGGAGCCCCACCUCCUCCGGUCGAAUGGUGAAAUGCGCUAUGGAGUUGACCCAAUAUGGGAUUGAGUACAAACCCCGACCCUCCAUUAAGGCACAGGCCCUGGCCGAUUUCAUCGUGGAGUGUACAGCAAGAGACCAAAGGGGGAGCACAAGUGAUUUCAGCCAGAAUACCUGGUGGGAAAUGAGUGCAGACGGAGCAGCCAACACUAAACACUAUGGAGGGGGAAUCAUGCUAACCUCACCAGAAGGGUUCAAAGUAUACUAUGCCCUAGAAUACCAGUUCAAAGCAUCAAACAAUGAGGCAGAAUAUGAAGCAGUGAUCGGAGGAAUACGACUUGCGACCGCCCUUGGAGCACGUAACCUUCGCAUUCGAACAGACUCACGACUCGUUGUAGGACAAAUCAAAGGAACCUUCGAGACCAGAGGGGAGAACUUGAGGAUGUACAAGGAUGUUACUGAAGGAUUACUGGGAAAAUUGGCCGCUUACGAAAUACAACACGUGCCCCGCACGGAAAACAUGGAAGCUGACAUACUCUCGAAGAUCUCCCUGGGAGGUACCCCAGGACACUUAACACACAUAUGCAAGAGAGAGGUCAUCCACGCGCCCAGCACAGAAUCCCUCUUGAUCGCAAUGGUAGCCUCAGUAGGCAUCCAGUCCCCGGAUAGUUGGAUAGGAGACCUAACCAGAUACAUCACGAAAGCAGAACUUCCGUCUGAUCCUGUACAGGCCGCAAAAGUCAAGCGAAGGGCCCCAGCCUACCAAUUGGUAGACAACCAGCUGUACAAAAGAUCCUUCGGGGGACCCCUACUAAAAUGCCUACCACCAAGCGAAGCCAAACAAGUAAUUGAGGAAGCCUACAGCGGGAUAUGUGCAGCUCACCAGGGAGCGAACACCCUGGCCAGAAAAUUACUGAGAACGGGAGACGUUCUCAAUAGCUUUUUAAUGGAUGGGCAUACUGACAAAGAACGGGAGACGUUCUCAAUAACCAUUGGCGGAACGAGAACGGGAGAUGUUCUCAAUAGCUUUGUGAUGGAUGGGCAUACUGGCAAAGAACGGGAGACGUUCUCAAUAGCUUUUUGA